Messenger RNA from Oncorhynchus gorbuscha (pink salmon), 2123 nucleotides. Its product is annotated as dystrotelin-like. Bases 436 to 1653 code for a protein of 405 amino acids. Gene Ontology annotation, biological process: synaptic signaling. Gene Ontology annotation, cellular component: plasma membrane. Gene Ontology annotation, molecular function: zinc ion binding. Lineage: Eukaryota; Metazoa; Chordata; Actinopteri; Salmoniformes; Salmonidae. The record is from RefSeq and is a predicted model, not a curated record. The transcript is spliced from 8 exons.
UUAGAGUCAGGAGAACAGGGUUAGGGUCAGGAGAACAGGGUUAGGGUCAGGAGAACAGGGUUAGGGUCAGGAGAACAGGGUUAGGGUCAGGAGAACAGGGUUAGGAGAAUACAUUCUUCUUUUCUUUUUCCAUUAUAUUUGAUAGUACUCAUUUACUGUAACUCAUUUACUGUAAUUACUGUAAUCCCAUGUAGAUGAUGAGCGUUUAUGUAAAUAAUCAGCAGUUAGAUAGUUUCUGAAGGUGUUUGUGUAUGUGUGUAGGUGCUGAGUGCGUGUGUUUGUGAGGAGCAUGUCCUCUCGUGGCUGCAGUGUGAGCCCUGCCUGUUGCUGUGGCUCCCCACCCUGUACCGCCUGUCAGUCAGCGAGAACGUCACACACUCCGUACGCUGCCACACCUGCAAGGCCUACCCCAUCACUGGACUUAGGUAUCGCUGUAUGAAGUGUGUGAACCUUCAUCUGUGCCAAACCUGCUUCCUGACAGAGAGACACACAAAAAAACACAAGAGCUCCCACCCAGUGCUGGAGCACUGCACUCAGCCAUCCUGGAAAGAAUCCCUAGCCUCAUUAGCAUACAGCGCCCGCCACGCCUUAUUACCACGGCGAUACACACACAGGGAGGCAGAGAGGAGAAGGUGCCUAAUCAGGGCGGGGUCACGAGGGGAGCCGCAGACCAGCUUCACCACCCCUGACCCUUCACCUCAGUCAGCCGCUGAGGACAGAGCCCCUCCCACUAAUCCUCCCCAACUGCUGGCCACACCCCCAGCUGUUCGGCCCAGGAAGGCAUCUAAAGCCCUGCAAACUGAGAAAGAGCUGGAGGAAGCACAGCCACAGAGGAGAGACUCUGUCCUCAUUAAGGACAUCAAGGACCUGCAGAGGGACAAAUGGCUGCUGGAGAGGGAGCUGCAGGUGUGGAGGGUAACGGUUCAGUCGGAACAGGGCUCGCUGGAGUACCGCUGCUCUGAGAUGGAGGCCAACAUGGAGACUCUGAGACAACACAACCUCAGACUGCAGGACAUGAUGUCACAGGCUCUUAGCAUGUCAGGGACACAUGCUGACAUCAUGCCUCAUGCUAAUGUCAUCCCACAUGCUAAAUACAGGCCAAAGAGAGACAUAGCCUGUCAUGUAGAGUCCCAGAGCUCUGCAUCUUCCUCUGGAUCCAGAGAAAGAGAAGAGGAGGAGGAGGAGAGGGAAGAGGAGGGUGAAUGUUGUACAGCAAAGAUGCAGAGGAAUGAGAUGAAGACAGAAGAACAGAGAGGUGAUGAUGAAGAGGAGCAGACUGAGACUGACUCAGUCACAGAGACUCAUACUCCCACAAUUACCUCUAACCCACAGCCCUGUGAUGGGCAGGUCACUGGGCCAAUGAAAGACCAGAGUGUCUCUGAAGAGGAGUAUUCUGGGAUGUGUAGUUUAGCGGAGGAGGAGCGACUGUGUGAGCUGGUGCAACGACUAAUAAGUGAGCUGUCGCUACACACUUACACACAUACAGACUGCAGACGGGAGUUGGAGUUGUUGGAGGCUGCAGAGGAAGUGAGGGACUCGGUGUGUCAUCUCGUCUAUGCAGUGAACACACACUCCGUCCCAAACGAACACACUUCAUGCCCCAUCCUCCUACACAACCACAGGCCAGAAUAUGUAUCCAGAAGGCUUCUCUAGACUUUGUCGCCUGAUGAUGUGAGUUAUUGUGUACUUUCCUGAUAUUUGUAUGUAGCACAGUUGUACUGAAAUGAUUCUGCUCUUUCAUUAGAGAAACCUAUGACAAAAUGUUUUAAUUCAUGUACAUUAUUUAUUAAAUAAACAAGCUUUUGACAAAGUCCUUAUAAAUGUACAAAAAUAUCCUGAUUGUAAAAAAUAAAACUGAGAGCACAACAACCACCAUGUGAAAACAGACAGCUUGACAAACAUCCUGCUAACUAUUCUGCUGCUGGUUUCUGUGCAAAACAUGACCGUUUGAGAGAAGGAUGGGAAGCAGAGGGAGAGCCAAUCUCUCCUCCACUUCUCUACAUUCUCUCUCACCCCGUCUCUUCAGAGAGCCAGGGUACAUCUCAAUAGAUGCUCCUCGUCUCCUCUCCUUCAUCUGCACUGAGAGCAGGACAGGAGAAAGCAAUGUGGAAACAGUCAACGUU